Molecule: messenger RNA, 1924 nt
Organism: Adelges cooleyi (spruce gall adelgid)
Lineage: Eukaryota; Metazoa; Arthropoda; Insecta; Hemiptera; Adelgidae
Gene: Rim2
Product: mitochondrial carrier protein Rim2
Exons: 7
Coding region: 340-1479 (379 amino acids)
Biological process (GO): mitochondrial transport; pyrimidine nucleotide import into mitochondrion
Cellular component (GO): mitochondrial membrane; mitochondrion
Molecular function (GO): pyrimidine nucleotide transmembrane transporter activity
Source: RefSeq, a predicted model, not a curated record
CGCCGUUCAGUCGGUUCAGUUGCAAGCUGUGUUGCGAUUGUUACUGUCGGUCGUUCCUAAUCAUUUCCCAUUGAGUUUACCCGUCGUUGUUCGCACUACGCAGUUGUGCGUGUGUGAUCGUUAAUCGUUUAUAGUUUGUUUUUUUCCCUUCUUAUACACGAGUGGUCGCGAUACACGGCGUUUUCAUUCCAAUGUGGUCGCGUACGUUGGUGUCGCUAACACAAUAGUACUGUUGUUCUGGUCGGAGUUAAUUAUUAGCUGUCCAAACGGCCGUUGUGGUCUCACAGGAGACUCGUUUUAUGUAUAAUACAUUGUGCUAUGUGGGCUUAAAGUCACAACAUGUCCCAGAACCAGUACUCUCGCGACACUAUCAUCCAUCUUGUGGCCGGAGGGUUGGCCGGUACGACUGGUGCGGUCGUGACAUGUCCGCUGGAAGUGGUCAAGACCCGAUUACAGUCGUCCGCUAGCUUUAGGCCUGUACCGCCGCGUUGUGUGUACGUGCCGAAAAUCGCCACUGCGGACGGCGGCGGAGGUAGCCGCAUGACAUGUAAGACAAUUUCCUCCUCGCUGCAGCGGCGUCGAUAUAACACCAUGAGCGGCGCCGGAGGCCGCCACUCCAGUACACAAAUACUAACGUUUUCUCAAUGUGGUGUAGGCAGCCAGACGACAAAAUCGAUGGGCCUUGUUGAAUGCCUCAGGCACAUUGUAAAAACCGAAGGACCAAAGGCUCUGUUCAAAGGACUGGUGCCCAACAUCGUGGGCGUCGCUCCGUCCAGAGCCAUUUACUUCGGGGCUUACUCACAGUCCAAAAAGUUUUUCAACACCGUACUUAACCCGGACACACCGAUCGUACACGUACUAUCGGCGUCUUUUGCAGGUUUCGCCUCGUGUUCGGCGACAAAUCCUAUUUGGUUAGUCAAAACGAGACUACAGCUGGACUUGAACAAGAACGGCAAACGACUCACGGCCGGCCAAUGCAUCAGAAGGAUAUACAGGACUGCUGGUGUUAAAGGUUUUUACAAAGGCAUUACCGCUUCGUACUUUGGAAUUUCGGAGACCGUCGUACACUUUGUCAUCUACGAAGCAAUCAAAGCGAGACUGAUCGCCGCCCGGGUUGGACUGAAAGAACCGGACGACAACUCCAAGUCGUCCAAAGACUUCCUGGAGUUCAUGAUGGCCGGUGCCAUUUCAAAGACUGUUGCUUCGUGCAUUGCCUACCCACACGAGGUCGCCCGGACCAGGCUACGAGAAGAGGGUACCAAGUACCGAAGUUUCUUCCAGACUCUGUUUACCGUUUACCACGAGGAAGGUCCCAGGGGACUUUACCGAGGCCUGACCACGCAGCUGAUCAGGCAGAUACCAAACACGGCCAUUAUGAUGGCCACAUACGAGGCGGCCGUCUACUUGAUGACCACCUACUAUAGUUUUCCCGACGAGGCGGCGGUGUUCUACGAGGACAGCGACGACCGAUACGAGUGAUAUAUAUUGUGUAUAAUCCAAUCAACGAUAAUGGUAUAGCUGAUCUCAAUGUAUCCGGUGACUAAAGAUUUUUUUUUUAUUUACUGCUGUUGCCGCCAUCGUCGGAGUCGUCGUAUCGCGCACCGCUUGUUCAGUUACGAUGUUGUUGUUCCGUUUCUAUUUAGAAAUGUUAUUUUUAUCAUAUAUAUUAUAUUGAAUGUCAAAAAUAAAAAUUCUGCACGCCAAACGAGCACGAGCCACACGUUAUUCUUUAAAUAUUAUAUUAUGUAUACAUAUUUUUUUUUUGUUUUGAAAUUUGUAUGUGUAACAAUUGUACUUCUACGGCUAAUUUUUUUUUUUUACUUAAUCUGUCAUACUCACGUGAGUAAUAAAAAAUAAUAAUAAUUCAAUCGUCGUUCGAUCUACGUAAUUGAAAAAUUGAAAAUUUCUUUACGUUUUAUUUAUA